Cutaneotrichosporon cavernicola is the source of this 852-nucleotide messenger RNA. RefSeq lists its product as uncharacterized. The record is from RefSeq and is a predicted model, not a curated record. Lineage: Eukaryota; Fungi; Basidiomycota; Tremellomycetes; Trichosporonales; Trichosporonaceae. The transcript has 2 exons. The coding region runs from base 1 to 852 and encodes 283 amino acids.
AUGGCCUGGCAAGCCCCUUGGCAAGCGCUCCGCCCGGCACUCCGGCCGGCGGCAGCACUCCUCGCGACGCGUUCUCUCGUUGCGGGCUUUUCGACGUCGACGACAGCUCUGAACAAUACUGUGCAGACAACCUGUACGCGGUGGGUAGUGCGUCCCGCCUCGCCCUCGGCAUCGCGCGAAUGUCCUACUCCACUAGUCCUCGUCCGCACGCCUGGCCUCUCGUACCCUGCCGCCAACCCCUGCACGCAAGAAACGUGGAAAGUCUGGGCGGACAUGUUCGCGCUCCGCGGCUACACGACGGUCGAGGUCGACGUGUCCGUGACGACUGGGCACCAGGGUUUGGUCGACGAGGCCGUGACGACUGGGCACGAGGGUUUGGCGGAGAAGGAAGCCAAGGACAUUGGCGGACCAGUUAAACAGGCGGCAGAUGCGCUGGAUGGGCAAUUACGUCGCCUCGGCAUUCCGUUCGCCCCGGUGAUUGUUGCUUCGGGUCCAGCAUGUUUGGUGGCGCAGGCUUAUGUGUCGGAUUACCGGGCGUCGGGACUGGUGCUUAUUGAGCCGCCGCCGGAUCAAGAUCCACGCGUGCAGGUCGCUACGUCCGGAGCAAAGGCUGCGGGAGGGGAGGCAAGUAAGGCGUUUGCAUGGCCGCGGUUUAGGUUUGAACCCCACUUUCCCAUCCUCGUAAUGUCUCCUCCACAGGCAGAGGGAGACGUACGCGCGUCCCGACUUGGACAGGAGGCUCUGGAGGAGCCGGGAGGCCGUGGAGUUAGCGUCAUGGUCGAGAAGGAUGGGCCGAGGGGUGAGGAGACGCGGAUGGAUGUGGAGAGGUGGCUCGACUGGAGCGGGUACUAG